AUGGCGGACAUCAAUGCGACCCCCGGAGAACUUAAUUGGAGGCUGAGCGCACACCCGAUCACCCUCGUUACAUUUCUAGCGUUCCGCAUAUCAAGCCUCCUGCCAUACCUGCUUGGUCUCCUCUUCACAGAUGACCUCGUCCUGGUCUUCAUCAUCACCAUUCUCUUACUUGCGGCCGACUUUUACUACCUCAAGAACAUCGCCGGCAGGCGGUUGGUGGGGUUAAGAUGGUGGAACGAAGUGAACACGCAGACUGGUGAUACACAUUGGGUAUUUGAAUCCGCUCCGCAGCCGAACGAGCCUGGUGGACGCGUAGUCAAUGCGACGGACAGGCGCUUCUUCUGGCUCGCCCUAUACGUGCAACCCGCGCUUUGGAUUGCUCUGGCAAUUUGGGCGACAGUAUCGCUGAAAUUCCUGUGGCUGCCACUUGUUGUCAUUGCUUUAGUGCUGACCAUUACGAAUACCCUGGCCUUCUCCAGAUGCGAUAAAUUUAGCCAGGCAAGCGGCUUGGUAGAACGAGGACUACACUCUGGAUCUCUCGCCAGGAAUGUUGGCGGUGCCUUACUGUCGCGCUUUUUGACUCGAUCUUAG
Messenger RNA from Dissoconium aciculare CBS 342.82, 591 nucleotides. Its product is annotated as DUF846-domain-containing protein. The coding region runs from base 1 to 591 and encodes 196 amino acids. Gene Ontology annotation, cellular component: Golgi membrane. Gene Ontology annotation, biological process: protein secretion; vesicle-mediated transport. The record is from RefSeq and is a predicted model, not a curated record. NCBI's taxonomy places the organism in Eukaryota, Fungi, Ascomycota, Dothideomycetes, Mycosphaerellales, Dissoconiaceae. The transcript has 3 exons.